AUGGGUACGACAUAUCAUUACGGGGCCGGCAGUAUUCACCUGGAGUGGUUCCCCCCGGAGUUGCUGCCCGGAGGGUUAAACAACCACCAUCCUACAGCCAGCGGGCAUCCAGCGGUCCCCAAUCCCGUAUAUCACGACCCUAUGAUGAAUACUGGGUAUCCCACACAUCAAGGCCCUGCGAAUCCCGGGUAUCCCACGUAUCACGACCCUGGCAUGAGUUACGGAUACCCUCAGGAACCACCCCACACCACGAACACCCACUAUGCCCAAUCCCAGCCUGCAGGCCCCUCUGCAGCUGCGACUGGCGCGCCUUACAUACCCACGGUACCGGCCCCUGACAAGUACGCCACACCAAAGGUAAAAAAGGAGAGCGGCCGCAGAGAACGAUCCCGCCAGCGAGAGGAACAUCCUAAGAAGCGUGACCCCAGCCGGGAUCGUCGUCGUAGCCGUAGCCGGGAGAAGAAGAAGCCUGAGAGUAGCAAGGAGAAGAAGAAGCCUGAGAGCGCCAAAGAGAAGAAGCCUAAGCCUGAGAGCAGCUGGGGUGAGCGACAUCCCGAUCCUUACAAGCAUAGCUAUAGCGGCUACCCUCACGCAGCUGGCUGGUCUAGAUAUCAUGAACCGGGCCGGGAUCAAUAUGAUCAAUAUCAGGAUUGGGACCAGUUCGAAAGCCGCCGGCCGUGGACAAGGGGGCCGAUCCCACGAAGUGACCCGGAGCGUUACGAGUACGUCGGUACGGAGGGUCCGGACGGCGAGAUUAUCGACUGA
This is a messenger RNA of Dichotomopilus funicola, 765 nucleotides long. RefSeq lists its product as uncharacterized. Bases 1 to 765 code for a protein of 254 amino acids. The record is from RefSeq and is a predicted model, not a curated record. NCBI's taxonomy places the organism in Eukaryota, Fungi, Ascomycota, Sordariomycetes, Sordariales, Chaetomiaceae. The transcript has a single exon.